This is a messenger RNA of Paramuricea clavata, 994 nucleotides long. Lineage: Eukaryota; Metazoa; Cnidaria; Anthozoa; Malacalcyonacea; Plexauridae. The record is from the annotation of a GenBank genome assembly.
AUGACGAGCACAUCAACACUAUAUUUUGACCCUGAUCUUCAUCCAGACAACACUUUACGUGCUUUUGACGAAUUUAUCCAGAGCUUCGAGCUCCGAUAUGAUGCACAAUAUCCUGAUCCUCCUAAAACAUCUCUAGAUGCGGCUAUUGAACGAUGGAAGCUCGCAUGUAUAUUCAUUUCAUCGAAACGAUUGUUUGCUGACUGGAAAGUCGCAAAACCGGAUGAUUUCAAAAGAGCUAAGGUGACGUGGAAAUAUUUCGUGACAACAAUGCAAAAGCACUACAAACCAACAGAAAAUCUUACACUUAAUAAAAUAACCACCAGUUCCGGUCUUUGGCACAGACGCCCAUGAGUCAUUUCCGACAUUUUGCAAUUGCGUAUAUAAAGCAGCUCAACACUGCAAUUUCAAAUGCCACAAUGACGAUUGCACUGCCGAAGAUACAGCCAUACGUGACCAGAUUAUUAUUGGCACUACACAUGACAGGAUCAGAGAGGAAGCCCUCAAGAAUUCAUGGGACCUCCAACAAUUACGCAAGGAAGGAAUGCGAAUUGAAAGUGCCACCAAAGGACUGGAAGAGCUCAACAAUGAAAAUCCAGUCAACAAAAUGGGUAAAUACUCCUUUAAAAACAUGAAGAAAAAACCUGAGGCUGGAAAGCCCCGGUCAUAUUACUACUGCGGACAAGACAUCAAGACAUCCGUUAUUGCUCACCUCAAAUCCUGCAGAGCACGAACCAACAAAUGUAACUUCUGUGAUGCAAUUGGCCACUAUGAAAUUGUAUGUAGGAAGAAGAAAGCAAUCAAUGAACUGAAAAACGACAGCGAACAACAAGAACAUCAAAUCGAAGAUCAUGACCACAGCGACGUCUACAGCAUCAACAUCUUCAGAAUAACCGAAACACCUCAGCAACAACCUCCUCAUAAGAGACGCAUGAAAACCAGAGAUUUCAACGCACAAGUCAUCAUCAACAAUAGCCUUGCAAAAAUUGUUGGCUGA